GUGUUUAUACGUGUAGAAAUAUUUUGAUUUUGUUUUUUGAAAAUGCAUUUAUCCUCAUCCCCAAAGCCGCACACACAAGCAGUACGACUAUCACACUCUGCCGCCUUCUCCAACUUCACUGGUAAGCCACCAUACUUCUCCACUCUCCUCACGCAUGUUAGAUGUUUGUAAUAUUGUCUCAAUGGCACUUUCUCCAUUUCACCCCUACCCUUUCCCUCGCACCUUAAUCCAUUCACCAACAACAACAACAACAACAACACCCUUCUCUUUCUCCUCCUCCUCCUCCAAUUCAAACUUCAAAAAAUUCACUACUCUUUGCACCACCACUUCUUCCACAACACACCACCCUCUCCCUCCUCCCAAUUCCUUCGAUUACAAUAAAAUCCUUCAUCAACAACUCACCCAAUCCCCUUCCUUCGAUUCCAUCACAACUCUUCUCAAACAAAUCAAAUCUUCUGGUUUCAUUCCAAACGCCACCAAUUUCUUUACUCUUAUUCAAUGUUUGACCAAUUUUCACCAAAUUGAACAAGUGCUUAAUAUCAUGGAUAAUGAAUUAGGGUUUUACAAUAUUGCUUUGAAUGCUCUUGUUGAAGAUAAUAACCUUAAGCUAGUUGAAAUGCUGCAUUCCAAAAUGGUUCGUGAUGGUAUUGUUUUUAAUGUUUCUACUUUCAAUGUUUUGAUUAAGGCUUUGUGUAAAGCGCAUCAAUUAAGACCUGCUAUUUUGAUGCUUGAGGAUAUGGUGAAUCAUCAUGGGUUGUACCCUGAUGAGACAACUUUCACUACGUUGGUCCUAGGUUUUAUUGAAGAAGGUGAUUUUAAUGGUGCUUUGAAGAUAAAAAAACAAAUGGUGGAGUAUGGUUGUUUGUUAACAGAUGUGACUGUGAAUGUUUUGGUUGGAGGUUUUUGCAAACACGGUCGUGUUGAGGAAGCUCUUAGAUUUAUUCAUGAGGUUUAUAAGGAGGAAGGGUUUUAUCCUAAUCAGGUUACUUUUAAUUCUUUGGUGAAUGGGUUUUGUAAAAUUGGAGAUUUUAAUGAUGCUUUGAAAAUUGUGGAUUUAAUGAUUGAGAAUGGGUUUGAUCCUGAUGUGUAUACAUAUAACUCUUUGAUAUCUGGAAAGUGUAAAUUAGGUGAAUUUGAUGAGGCAAUAGAAAUUUUGCAACAGAUGAUCAUGAGAGAUUGUUCUCCAAAUACUGUAACUUACAAUACACUUAUUAGCGCUUUGUGUAAGGUGAAUGAAAUUGAAGCUGCCACUGAACUUGUCCGAAUUCUUAUUAGUAAAGGGAUGUUGCCGGAUGUUUGUACGUUCAAUACUUUGAUACGUGGUCUCUGCUUGACUAAGAACCGAGAGAUUGCGAUGGAGCUGUUUGAGGAGAUGAAGAAGAAAGGGUGUCAACCCGACGAGUUCACGUACAGUAUAUUGAUUGAUAGUUUAUGUUCUGAAAGGAGGCUUAAAGAAGCAUCAAUGCUGUUGAAAGAAAUGGAGUUGAGUGGCUGUGCUAGGAAUGCGGUGGUGUACAACACUUUGAUUGAUGGUUUGUGUAAAAGCAGAAGGGUUGAAGAAGCCGAGGAGAUCUUUGAUCAAAUGGAACUUCAGGGAGUCUCGAGAAAUUUGGUAACAUAUAACACCCUUCUUGAUGGUCUUUGUAAAAGCAAGAGAGUCGAAGAAGCUUCUCAACUUAUGGAUCAGAUGAUAAUGGAAGGAAUAAAGCCUGACAAGUUCACUUAUAAUUCAUUGCUUAAUUAUUUCUGCAGAGUUAGAGAUAUAGAGAAAGCAGCUGAUAUUAUGCAAAUUAUGACUUCAAAUGGGUGCGAACCGGAUAUUUUUACCUAUAGUACGCUUAUUGGCGGACUAUGUAAAUCUGGUAGAGUAGAGGUUGCAAGUAAGCUUCUUCGAUCAAUCCAGAUGAAAGGUAUCGUCUUGACUCCACAUGCUUAUAACCCUGUGAUUCGAGCAUUAUUCAGAAGGAAGAGAACAAAAGAAGCCACGAGGCUUUUCAGAGAAAUGAUGGAAAAGAGUGAUCCACCAGAUUCUCUAACAUACAAGAUUAUUUUCAAUGGACUGUGUAACAGUGGAGGACCGAUACAAGAGGCUGUUGAUUUUACAGUUGAGAUGAUGGAGAAAGGAAUAUUGCCAGAGUUUCCAUCGUUCAGUUUUUUGGCAGAAGGGCUUUGUUCUUUAUCAAUGGAGGACACUCUCAUUGAACUGAUCAAUAUGGUGAUGGAGAAAGCGAAAAUGUCGGAAAGGGAAACAUCUAUCAUCAGAGGCUUCCUCAAGAUACGGAAAUUUAACGAUGCGUUGGCCAAUCUUGGUGGUAUCUUGGAUAGGCAAAAUCCCAGAAGAUAUUGAUUGAGUGACAACUUUGUUGUGACUUGUAUGUUGUAACUGCACUUUUUGUUGCCUUAUUGUGUAACUGGGAAGCACUACAGUGCAUAAAGAGGCUGAAGAAUAUGGUGGAUUAAUUAAACAUAUGGGCAUGAUUCUAAAUUACAGAAUUGGAGUCAAUACAUUUCAGCGAUAGUGACCUUCAUCACGCUGUUCUUGUCACUUUUCUUUCAGCCUCAAAUGUUUCCUGUUUUAGGGAAAAUGCGAACAUGAAACUUGUAAUUGUAACUUGUAACUUUGUAGCCGUGGUGGCAUUCAUAUGAAUGUUUUUCUUAAUAGAUGAUUUAAAAUAUACUAUAAGAGAAGAGUUCACUCA
Molecule: messenger RNA, 2699 nt
Organism: Trifolium pratense (red clover)
Lineage: Eukaryota; Viridiplantae; Streptophyta; Magnoliopsida; Fabales; Fabaceae
Product: pentatricopeptide repeat-containing protein At3g53700, chloroplastic
Exons: 1
Coding region: 155-2347 (730 amino acids)
Molecular function (GO): protein binding
Source: RefSeq, a predicted model, not a curated record